UUAGUGCUGCUGGGUGACCGCCGCUUGGGGGUGGACGGGCAGGAUGGGUGGAUGACGGCGGGGGAUUGUGCGGCUGUCUCCCCGUCUUCCUUCUCGGCUCCUCCCCUCCCGCAGGGACCAGGCCUCUCCGCCCGGCUCAGCGACAGGAGGAUGUGUGAGCACCUCUCCGGGGGUCACCAGGCGGCGCCACACGGCCAGGUUAUAAAAACAGCUAAAUGGAGUCAGAGCAGCUGUUCCAUAGAGGAUACUACCGAAAUAGCUACAAUAGCAUAACUAGUGCAAGCAGUGAUGAGGAACUUCUAGAUGGAGCUGGGGUCAUCAUGGACUUUCAGACCUCCGAAGAUGACAAUUUGUUAGAUGGUGAUGCAUCUGUUGCAGGAACUCAUUAUACAAUGACAAAUGGAGGCAGUAUUAACAGUACAACACACUUACUGGACCUUUUGGAUGAACCUAUUCCUGGAGUUGGAACAUAUGAUGACUUCCACACCAUUGAUUGGGUGCGAGAGAAAUGCAAAGACAGAGAGAGACACAGACGGAUUAAUAGCAAGAAGAAAGAAUCCGCAUGGGAGAUGACAAAGAGUUUGUAUGAUGCGUGGUCAGGAUGGUUAGUCGUAACGUUAACUGGCCUGGCGUCAGGUGCAUUGGCUGGUUUGAUAGAUAUUGCAGCAGACUGGAUGACUGACCUAAAGGAAGGUAUUUGUCUCAGUGCUCUGUGGUUUAACCACGAGCAGUGCUGCUGGACAUCAAAUGAGACAACAUUUGAAGAAAGAGACAAAUGCCCACUAUGGAAAACAUGGGCAGAACUCAUAAUUGGUCAAGCAGAAGGCCCAGGCUCCUACAUAAUGAACUAUAUCAUGUAUAUUUUCUGGGCCUUGAGUUUUGCUUUCCUAGCAGUUUCUCUCGUGAAAGUGUUUGCUCCUUAUGCAUGUGGCUCUGGGAUUCCAGAGAUCAAAACCAUAUUGAGCGGUUUCAUAAUUAGAGGAUACUUGGGCAAGUGGACCUUGAUGAUAAAAACAAUCACUCUAGUCUUGGCUGUAGCCUCAGGUUUGAGUUUAGGAAAAGAAGGCCCUCUUGUACACGUUGCUUGUUGCUGCGGCAAUAUCUUUUCUUACCUCUUUCCGAAGUAUAGUACAAAUGAAGCCAAAAAAAGAGAGGUAUUAUCAGCUGCAUCGGCAGCAGGAGUAUCAGUAGCGUUUGGAGCCCCCAUUGGUGGAGUUCUUUUCAGCCUAGAGGAGGUCAGUUAUUAUUUUCCCCUGAAAACCUUAUGGAGAUCAUUCUUUGCUGCUUUGGUUGCUGCAUUUGUUUUGAGGUCCAUCAAUCCUUUUGGUAACAGCCGCCUAGUCCUUUUUUACGUUGAAUACCAUACUCCAUGGUAUCUUUUUGAACUGUUACCCUUCAUUCUUCUGGGAGUGUUUGGUGGAUUGUGGGGAGCAUUUUUCAUCCGUGCAAACAUUGCUUGGUGUCGCCGCCGCAAGUCAACAAAAUUUGGAAAGUACCCAGUACUAGAAGUCAUUAUUGUAGCAGCAAUAACUGCUGUCAUUGCUUUCCCAAACCCCUACACCAGAGUCAACACCAGUGAGCUUAUUAAAGAACUCUUUACAGACUGUGGGCCCUUGGAAUCUUCCUCCCUUUGUGAUUACAGAAAUGAUAUGAAUGUCAGUAAAAUAGUUGAUGAUAUUCCUGACCGUCCAGCAGGCACUGGAGUGUAUUCAGCUAUAUGGCAGCUGUGUUUAGCCCUUAUAUUUAAGAUUAUAAUGACAGUCUUCACCUUUGGAAUCAAGGUUCCCUCAGGCUUAUUCAUACCUAGUAUGGCCAUUGGAGCAAUAGCUGGAAGAAUUGUGGGAAUUGCUGUGGAGCAGCUUGCUUAUUAUCACCAUGACUGGUUUAUCUUCAAGGAGUGGUGUGAAGUUGGAGCAGACUGUAUAACACCAGGCCUCUAUGCUAUGGUUGGUGCUGCUGCAUGCUUAGGUGGUGUAACAAGGAUGACUGUCUCUUUAGUGGUUAUUGUAUUUGAGUUAACAGGUGGCUUGGAAUACAUUGUGCCUCUCAUGGCUGCAGUAAUGACAAGCAAGUGGGUAGGAGAUGCAUUUGGCAGGGAAGGUAUUUAUGAAGCGCACAUUCGUCUAAAUGGUUAUCCUUUCCUGGAUGCAAAAGAAGAAUUCACCCAUACAACGCUGGCUGCUGAUGUUAUGAGGCCUCGAAGAAAUGACCCACCCUUAGCUGUGUUAACCCAAGAUAACAUGACAGUGGACGAUAUAGAAAAUUUGAUCAAUGAAACCAGCUAUAAUGGUUUCCCAGUUAUAAUGUCAAAAGAGUCCCAGAGACUAGUGGGUUUUGCUCUAAGGAGAGAUUUGACUAUUGCAAUAGAAAGCGCCAGAAAGAAACAAGAAGGCAUUGUUGGCAGUUCCCGAGUCUGUUUUGCCCAACAUACCCCAUCACUUCCAGCAGAAAGCCCUCGACCAUUGAAGCUUAGAAGCAUUCUUGAUAUGAGCCCUUUUACUGUAACGGAUCACACUCCAAUGGAGAUAGUGGUGGAUAUUUUCCGCAAGCUGGGCUUGAGGCAGUGCCUUGUAACACACAAUGGGAUUGUCUUGGGGAUCAUCACAAAGAAGAACAUUUUAGAGCAUCUCGAGCAACUAAAGCAGCACGUCGAACCCUUGGCGCCUCCUUGGCAUCAUAACAAAAAAAGAUAUCCUCCGUCAUAUGGCCCAGACGGCAAACCAAGACCCCGCAUCAAUAAUGUUCAACUGAAUUCAGUUACCGAGGAGAGAGAGGAAAGUGAAGAGGAGGUUCAUUUGUUGAAUAGCACAACACUGUAGCAAAUGGCAUUGUUCUGUGAUACAGAAAGAAAGCUGGAUUUUUGGAAAUGCACACCGCUAGGAUUUACAAGUUGGUUUAAGAAAGUCCAGAUAGAAAGAAAAAGGAAAUUUCUCACAGUAACAAAGGGGAUGAGAGUGGAUUUCUGCAGUCCUGCACUGGAUGCGUUCUGAACCACUAGAUCUGCCAUGAUAGUGCAGUGGGAAGAUGGAAGGCUCCAAUGUACCCUUCUACUUUGGUAUCAAAGACAUUGUUAGUCCCCAUUUCUGGAGGGAUCACUUUGAAUUGAGCCAUCUUUUGAAGACUGCAAGAAUUUGCCCUUUUUACCACAGACUGUUGUGUUAACUCAUGAAAUGCAUUGUUAUUCCACACCAUCUCUUUACAUUCCAGAAGAGCUUUCAUUUCUCUGUCUCUCUCCUGAGCCGUAACAAAGCCUCUUUAGAAUUGGUGUGCCCUUUUGAUGAUAGUUUCUCAUAUUGAGAUGUACUGUGACCUGCUGAGUUUGAUCACAAGAAGGAACUAUUUCUUGUGCCAUUUAACCUAGUGUUUGUAUAUCAUGAAAUCCAUGGGGCAGUUUAGAUCUACUGCAACAGAAAGAGAUUGAACAGGUAAUAGCUUGUAUGAAGCAUGUCCGAAAUCCUGCAGUUUAGGAGCUGCAACUUAAAAGGCCAAAAACCUAUCUCAAGAGGAGUGCUUCUUCUGCAAGAUGAUAAUGUGACCUGGGCUUAUGCAAUUUUUUUGUAUUAUUAAAAACACUAAGGUAUGUACCAUUGUUGUGCAGUGUAAGGAAAAUGCUGCUAUUCUACUAAGAACUGGAACAACUCCAUAUAAAUGUGUAUCUGAUAACUGCAUGCUUAAACACCAAUGAUUACCCCUCCCAAUAAAUUAAGACUGAUCAUUUUCUGUUUCCCAUUCCAACAAGUGUUCCAUUGCUGACACUGAAAAAAAUAAAUGUAAUAACUUGCACUGGAUGUACAUUGAUUUUACCAUUUUAUUUAUAUGUUUAUGGAUUAAAAAUGUACUAAAUACAAAGUAGUUAAUUGUCACACAGUUAAUUUUACCUUAUAAUGUGAUUUUUGUACAACAAUUCAGAACCUUCUGCAGGAUUGGGCAAAAGUUUUCCAGCAGAAGGAAAAUUUAAUAUUUCUUUGUAAUUCAGUCUAACUUUCUAUUGCUGUAACCUUAAUAUUUGUUUCUAAUCAAAGAACUGGAAUACAUCUAUAAACACUGCAGGAUUGAAAACAUUUUAUUAUGUAACUCUUAUAGCUUGAUUUUUCUUUACAGGAGCUUUCAAAUGUAGCAAUAAGUCAGUUGUAGCUGAUCUCAAAGACUGAAUUGAAAAAGUUUGUGUGGGAUUUAAAGUCAAGGUAUAAAUUCAAAUACUUGAAAAAUUUGGAACAUGCUUCCUGGAUCCAUUAUGUAUUUCUGAAUUUUGAAUACUUAUUCAGUUAGAGCCAAAUGUCAGCCCUGAGAUGUUUCAUCUGUGGCGUCAACCAUAUUAAGACUGGAAGUUGGAGAGACGGUUUUAUAGAUCUGAAUGAUAGAUGUCUUGUAAUGGUUAGCUAUCUCAUCUCUUAACAGUUGGGAGCAUUUCUGUUGGCUAUAUACCAACAAUAAACAUUAUAUACUUAUUUGGGGGACUAGAUGGUAAACUCUGCAUGCAUAGUGAGGAUUGAGUAGGUUUUCCCAAGCACUGGCUCCCAGUUAAUGAGACUCUUCUUGAAACUCAGGAGUUUUCAAAACUCUGCAAGACAGCCCAGGAAACCUGUUUGAGAAAGCAGGAGCCAGAUGCUGUGAUGUGGGUACACAACAUUCAGUGAUCUCUUAGGAUUGUGACUGGAGCAAAUUAAAAACCUGUUUCUUUAUUGCAAAACACUCUGGCACUGUCAUGUCAAAAAGUUUUAAGAAAACACAUGCCAGAAGACCUCUUAGUGAAGUCAGCAGGAGUACAUAACCAUAUUUUAAUAAUUAGAAGCAAGUGCUUGUUUAACUGUGGCCUAAAUACUGGUUUGAUUUUUAAAGUGACAAUUGUUUAGGCCCUAGCUGUUCAAGACUCUUUGAUGGGUUUUUCUGCACUGCCUAAUGGCUCAAUUUGCUUAGACUCCUGUUUAGUUUCACUUCAAACUCAAAACAGCAAUUGAAUUGUUGCUAAAAAUGCUUUUGGCAACAACUCAUCCUAUUCAUUUGUUUCCACUAAAGUAUGUAGGAAUCAUUUUUUGUUGCUUAGGUGGAAAUCUGGAAUACUCUUCAUUUUGGGACCUUUUGGUACUUGUCUAAAUCAGUGUUAUCUUUGUAGAAUUUGGCCUAUGUGUAGAAACUCCUCAUGGGACUUGAGGUGUUUCUAUUUAUUGUCUACUAAUAACUGAAGUAUCAUUUACUAAUCAUGUGGUUUUUAAACCAGAUUUUCUCUGAGUAACGUCCUAAUUUUUAAAGCCAGCUGUUCAGUUUGAAGCUCCCCACCAGUUAGACUAUUUUAGUCUCCAAUGGUAAAACAGGAAUCACAUGAAGUCACAUUGCCCUCAAGCUGCCCACUGUAGUACAAAGUGAAUUUAAAUGUUAGGUCUUCACAUUUAAUAUUUCAUAUAGAUUUUUCUUUACCAGCACGUAAAAUACAUGUCGGCUAGUCAUGAUACAUUAGAUUCAGGAACUGAAAUAAGUGUGCCUGUGCUGUAUAACAAAAAGAUUCACUAAUGAUAAUGUAAUACUUUGCAGCGCCUUACUCAAGAGUUGAACAGGAUAUGGGGGGAGGGCAGGGACAGUGUCAGCAUUUUUUGUUGUUCAUAAAGACUGCAUAAUCUAUUAAAUCUGUGAUAUUUCCUAGAGUUGUAUUAAACAUUGAUCUUAA
Molecule: messenger RNA, 5662 nt
Organism: Gekko japonicus
Lineage: Eukaryota; Metazoa; Chordata; Lepidosauria; Squamata; Gekkonidae
Gene: CLCN3
Product: chloride channel, voltage-sensitive 3
Exons: 14
Coding region: 216-2819 (867 amino acids)
Biological process (GO): chloride transport; transmembrane transport
Cellular component (GO): early endosome; Golgi apparatus; membrane
Molecular function (GO): voltage-gated chloride channel activity
Source: RefSeq, a predicted model, not a curated record